AUGAGCUUGAGGUCCAUUCUCGGCGGCUCCAGCCGAGUUAGGAAGCCCAGCGCAAAGCGGUCGUCCCCAGCGAAGCGGCCGUCCGCAUCGCCUCGGAAGAGGUCGGUGGGCAAGGCCCAAAAUGGCAGCGAGGACGAAGACUACUUUGAUGAUGACAAACUCGACGACCUGGGGCUUGUCAGGGCACUCGCGACCGACCUAGGCCUCCGCGACUCGGCGCAGGCGAUCCAGUACCUACGCGCGCGCAUGUUCUCGCCCAUCCCGGAGCGGGGCGCCGGCAUGAACUCGACACGGAUCGCCGAGGUGCUGAAUUUCCGGAAGCACCUACCGCCCAUCGUGACGGUGUCGCAUAUACAGACCUUACUCUCUUCGCCGAGCGCCGUCGAGCGCGAGAUUGCAGAACUGGCGCGGACUGGGUUCAUCCGAAAGAUCGAGGUCUCACGGCGGGGCGAGAUUGGGGAGACUUUGAUUCUGACCAGCGACCUGGAGAGGCUGCUGGACGAGGCCGCGCAAUUAUCGGAGGAGACCAGGGCGCAUUUCAAGGCAUUUCUCAAGGAGCACCCCGCGGCGCAGAUAGUGCCUAGAACAGCCUUGUCGGCGACCGAGAUAGACGAGCUCUUCCGGGCGGGAUUCCUGACGGCUCAGCAUACGGCCAUCAGCGCUCUGUCGCAUACCAUGAAUCUGUACUCGCGCCCGGCGGACAAGACGACGCUCGUCUCCAUCGAGAACGUCUCGAGGCAACCCACGGGCUCGCUGGGGACGGUUGGUGGCGCCGGCGCCGUGCACAAUGCCGGCGGUAGCGGAGGCGGAGCCCAGGCAUCAUCGCUCCCGGCAAGCGUGACGGAGCUGAGGUUGGCUGUUCCUGGAAACGGCGCCUUCCUCAAGCUCGUGUCGGCGGCGCUGGAGCAUCUGGUCUCGCUCCUAAGCAAGACGCGGUUCCGGGAGGCGCCCGAGGGCCUGCUGCGAGAGCGGUGGGAUGGCGGGGUCUCCAAGGACGAAGCACGCUAUGCGGCGAAGAAGCUGAGGGGGGAGUUUGCCGGCAUCCUGCCUGGUCAGACGCGCAAGUGGAAGCAGUUUCGCGGCCUCUCGUUCGACUGGAUCCUGCAGGAGGCUGUCGGGUCCGGGCUGGUCGAGGUGUUUGAAACCGGGACUGUCGGCCGUGGUGUCCGAGUCAUUUGA
Neoarthrinium moseri is the source of this 1179-nucleotide messenger RNA. RefSeq lists its product as uncharacterized. Gene Ontology annotation, molecular function: protein serine/threonine kinase activity. Bases 1 to 1179 code for a protein of 392 amino acids. Gene Ontology annotation, biological process: positive regulation of Ras protein signal transduction; protein phosphorylation. Lineage: Eukaryota; Fungi; Ascomycota; Sordariomycetes; Amphisphaeriales; Apiosporaceae. The record is from RefSeq and is a predicted model, not a curated record. The transcript has a single exon.